CAGCGAGCCCGCUUUUCCGUCUCGGCUUGUCUCAUGGAGCCUCGCCUCAGCUUUUCUCCCCCCGACCACAGCCUCUUCGAUCAGCCGCUGGCCAUCUCGGUGGAAGGGCUCCGGCCCGAGCAGGAGGUCGGCCUCCGCGCCUCGCUGGAGGAUGAGAGAAGCGAGCGCUUCGAGUCGCGCGCCUUCUACCGAGCAGACGGCGAGGGCCGCCUGGAUCUGCAGCGCUCGCCGGCGCUCGAGGGCGGGACCUUCUCCGGUUUGGAGCCGAUGGGGCUGCUGUGGGCGCUGCAGCCGCUAAAGCCCCUCCGGCGCCUGGUGAAGCGCGACGUCGAGGUGCCCUUUCGCCUGGAGCUGGAGGUGUUGGAAAGGCAGGGAGCGUCUCUGCCGGGUGGCCUCUUGGCCAAGGGCUCCCACGAGCGGAGAUUCCUGGGCGACGGGGUGAAGAGAAUCCCGGUGCGGGACGGGAGCAUCCGGGCCACUCUGUUCCAGCCUCCCGGUAAAGGCCCCUUUCCAGGUAUCAUUCAGAUACCUGGAACUGGAGGAGGGAUUCCAGAAAGUUCAGCAUGUCUGAUGGCCAACCAUGGCUUUGCCGUAUUAGCUUUGGCCUAUUAUGGGUAUGAAGAUCUUCCUAAGGACAUGAAGGAAUUUCAUCUGGAGUACUUUGAAGAAGCUGUCAAUUAUAUGCUAAAACACCCAGUGGUUAAAGGUCCAGGAAUUGGGCUGUUGGGACACUCCAAAGGGGGUGACCUCUGUAUUUCCAUGGCCUCAUUUUUAAAAGGCAUCACUGCAAUAGCCACAGUUAAUGGUUCUAUAGCCAAUGUAGGUGCAACACUACGCUACAAGAAUAUCACCAUUCCACCUCUUGGCAUUAAUGCAAGUCGAGUCAAAAUUGAUCAGAAUGGGAUCUGUGACAUUAUUGAUGUCCUGAAUAACCCACUUGAAGGUCCUGACCGCCAAAGCUUAAUUCCAUUGGAGAAAGCUGAGGGAUGCUUUCUUUUUAUUGUGGGCAUGGACGAUCGUAAUUGGAAGAGUGAAUUUUUUGCCAAGGAAGCUGCCAAUUGUUUACAAGCUCAUGGAAAAGACAAGCCUGGAAUCAUUUGCUAUCCUGAAACAGGUCAUUACAUUGAACCUCCUUAUACACCACUGUGCCCUGCUUCAGUCCACUUUUUGGUGGGCAAGACAGUGGUCUGGGGAGGGGAACCCAGAGCACACGCAGCAGCGCAGGUGGAUGCUUGGAAGCAGAUUCAAAACUUCUUUCACAAAACCCUCAACAGCAGCAAGAACAAACUGUGAAUGUAUUAUGAGCUGGGAUUCAGAAUGUACGUUUGUUAAGCUAAAUACCUGGGAUGGGAGAAUAAAGCUGGGAAUGUAUAUGAAAUGGGGGCAAGAAGAAGCAAACUCCUAGGUAAUGAAGCCCAUUUGAACAUUGUUUAUCUAGCCUUCAAAUAUUGUUUCUGCAUUCUGUAUUAAAGUUCUGAAGACUGGGAUCUGCAUACGGUGGUAGCACCAGAUGGUGGCCACAACAGUGUGAUUUUGAUUUAUUGGUUUAUUUAUUUAAAUCUAUACAGCCACCCCUUACUACAGUGACCCUGGGUUGUGAGCAAAGUUUAUAUGGAAAGCAUCAUAGAAAACCUUAAGACAUAUAGUGCUAAAUAUAUAGUUCAAGACAAACACCAGAGGAAAGUCCUGGGAUCCAUAGUUGGGGGGGGGGGGAGAGACCAUGUACACACAAUCAAGUUCAAAGCCCCAGCCACCUGCAGUCCAAUUUAGAAACAACUUUUUUCAACUGCUCUAAAUUUUUCUUACCUUACUUUUAAAUUGUAAUUGUUAUCAAGUUUCAUUGCAUUUGUUAAAGUAAGAUAGCAUACAUGCCGCUGCUAACUUAAAAUGAAUUUAGAAGUGCAAUAAAUUUAAGUAUUUGCAGAUCCAAAUAUGUGAGAUUCAGCACAUAUAUGUUUUUUUCCGCUGACGGUGAAAUGUUUCAAGUGAAAUAAAUUACUAACACU
Messenger RNA from Protobothrops mucrosquamatus (brown spotted pit viper), 2006 nucleotides. Its product is annotated as acyl-coenzyme A thioesterase 1. The coding region runs from base 34 to 1293 and encodes 419 amino acids. The record is from RefSeq and is a predicted model, not a curated record. The transcript is spliced from 3 exons. NCBI's taxonomy places the organism in Eukaryota, Metazoa, Chordata, Lepidosauria, Squamata, Viperidae. Gene Ontology annotation, biological process: acyl-CoA metabolic process; fatty acid metabolic process. Gene Ontology annotation, molecular function: fatty acyl-CoA hydrolase activity.